AUGGUGGCUGAAAAGCCCUCACUGGCAGAAGCCUUGGCAAAAAUCAUGUCACACGGUAGCCAUAUGUCUCGACGAGGCAGUAAUGGCGCCUGUAGCAUCCAUGAGUGGAACGGGAAUUUUCGUGGGGAUCCGGUUCGUUUUAGAAUGACCUCAGUGUGCGGCCAUGUCAUGACUUUAGACUUUGUUGGCCGUUAUAAUAAUUGGGAUGCCAUUGAUCCGGUUGAGCUAUUUGCUGCAAAGAUCGCAAAAAAGGAAGCAACUCCAAAACUGCGUAUGGUGGAUUUCUUGCGAAGAGAAGCCAAAGAGGCUUCCUCUCUCAUUCUUUGGUUGGAUUGCGACAAGGAGGGUGAGAAUAUUUGCUUUGAAGUGAUCGAAGCAGUAACUCCAGUUAUGAGUUCACAGGCCAAGGUUUACAGAGCUCAUUUCACCGCAGUCACAGAUCACGAGGUUAAAGUGGCUAUGCAAAAUCUCCGCCAGCCAAACAAAAACGAGGCGUUGUCUGUGGAUGCAAGGCAGGAGACGGACCUGCGAAUUGGAUGCGCCUUUACACGUUUUCAAACCAGGUUCUUUCAGGGAAAAUAUGGCGAUUUGAAUAGCCGUCUUAUCUCCUUUGGUCCUUGUCAAACUCCGACUUUGGGUUUCUGUGUGAAACGCUACGAUCGCAUUCAGUCCUUCAAGCCUGAAACCUUCUGGCGGCUUACUGCUUCGGUAGUGGUUAACGAACAGGGUGACCGGCUUCCCCUCACGUGGAAUCGUGAUCGAUUGUUCGACAAGGAAGCUGCAACCGUCUUCCUCAAUGCAGUUUCUGGUGCUGACAAGGCGCUGGUGGUAGACGUGACUCGCAAAGUGAAAUUAAAACCGCGUCCCCAGGGUUUAAACACAGUGGAGAUGUUGAGAGUGGCUAGUGCCUCACUUGGCAUAGGUCCUCACGCUGCAAUGGCAAUUGCGGAGCGCCUCUAUACUUCGGGCUUCAUCAGCUAUCCUCGUACCGAAUCAACCGCCUAUCCGCCUUCCAUGGAUUUGAAGGCGCUACUGCGACAGCAUAUUAACCACCCGAAAUGGGGCGAUGUGGUGAGUGACCUCCUGAAAUUGGGUUAUCAUAACCCUCGCGCCGGUCACAACGCUGGCGACCAUCCGCCCAUUACCCCAAUGAGAUGCGCGACGGAGCUCUCUGGAGAUGCUGGCCGUCUCUACGACUACGUGACGCAGCACUUCAUAGCCACACUCAUGCCUGAUUGUAAGUACGAGACCACCACUGUGGUGUUGAACAUUGGUGAGGAAAAAUUUAUCACUCGCGCCUCUCGUGUCCUCGACCCUGGCUAUACACGUAUAUUCACGUGGCAGGCCAUUGGGCGUGACAGUAACGACGACGACGGUCCCGAUGUGGCCUUGGCAGUUGCACUUACUACUCCGGGCUCAAGUUUACCGCUGGGUGAGAAACCGCGUCUUGUGGAGGGUCUGACGAGCCCUCCGGGGUAUCUCACGGAGGCGGAGCUUAUCACGGCCAUGGAGCGACAUGGGAUUGGAACAGAUGCCUCUAUCCCGGUGCACAUUGAAAACAUUGUGGAGAGAGCUUAUGUUGAGAUUCUUCCAGGUCGCCGAUUAAAGCCGACCCCUUUGGGCGUAGUUUUAGUCCACGGCUACCACUCAAUCGAUCCGGAACUUGUCCUACCCCACAUGCGUCGCGCUGUUGAAGAGCAACUCAAUCGCAUCUCCACUGGUGAAGCUGACUUCCACCGUGUCCUUCAAUUCGUCAUUGCUAUCUUCACUACCAAAUACCGAUAUUUCGUGGAACAUAUCUCCUCGAUGGAUCAGCUGUUUGAAGUCUCUUUCUCCAGUCUAGCAGAGUGUGGUCGACCUCUAACAAGAUGUGGAAAGUGUCGACGCUAUCUGAAGCUGGUGGAUUCAAAGCCACAGCGCUUGCAUUGUCCGGUAUGUUCCGACACCUAUGCGGUACCGCAGAAUGGUUCAAUCCGACCCUAUAAGGAGACAAAAUGCCCAUUGGAUGAUUUUGAACUGGUGCUGUGGACACAGGGCACCAAGGGAAAGAGCAUGAUCUUCUGUCCCUACUGCUACAUAAAUCCACCCUUUCCGAAGCAAUGGCGAAAUACAGGGUGUGCCAAUUGCCUCCAUCCCACAUGCACCUUCUCGCUGGCCGUGAAUGGCGUGGAUGCCUGCACGGAGUGUUCUCAGGGAACGCUAGUGUUAGACGACUCUCAUGCGCCGAAAUUCCGCUUAUGUUGUAAUAAGUGCGAUUCCAUUGUCCUCUUCUCUGAGGCAGUAAAAUCUGCUUCUGUCCGAAACGCCACUUGUGAGGUGUGUACAGCUCGUCAUCUUACCCUCCAAAUUGAUACAAGUAAAUUGAAAUCCGGUGAUUCAGCUAUGCCCACCAAAUUCACUGGUUGCGUGUUCUGCUCCGAGGAGAUGUGCAAACUGCUCUCUACUCGCAAAGCAGCUAGCCUCUCUACCAUCGCUUCCAGUGGUCGUGGUGGUGCCUCACGGGGCAGGGGAUCGCGGGGCAGUGGUAGGGGUCGCCAGUGA
Molecule: messenger RNA, 2541 nt
Organism: Hydatigera taeniaeformis
Lineage: Eukaryota; Metazoa; Platyhelminthes; Cestoda; Cyclophyllidea; Taeniidae
Source: the annotation of a GenBank genome assembly